Messenger RNA from Pistacia vera, 2767 nucleotides. RefSeq names its product pentatricopeptide repeat-containing protein At2g41720. Gene Ontology annotation, molecular function: protein binding. The record is from RefSeq and is a predicted model, not a curated record. Bases 127 to 2652 code for a protein of 841 amino acids. The transcript has 10 exons. NCBI's taxonomy places the organism in Eukaryota, Viridiplantae, Streptophyta, Magnoliopsida, Sapindales, Anacardiaceae.
GAUGAGUAGUAGAUGCGUUCAGUUAUUUGUUUUUAGUUUGUGAAUUUAACAGAUGAGAGUUACAAAACCCUGCAAAAAUGGAGGUUUAACAUUAUCCACUCACUACUCUCUCAACAUUCUCCCCAAAUGGCAAUUGUAAACCACCACUCCCCUCUCUUUACACUCACCCACUCGCCCGACUCAGCUCACCCCAACUCAUCCAAACCCUUUACAGUCCACUGCAAGAAGAAACCCGACUCCCCCGCGCCCUUCGAGGAGUCAAAGUCAGGUUUCGUGGACUACGACAGAGGCCAACACGAGGUCUACACUCGAGUGAGCGGACUUAGAAAAUCCGACAUACCCAAACGGUACCGUCUAAGAGUUGAAAGCGACAGGUUCCAGAAGGACUGGACAGUGUCUCGAGUGGUUGAGAAAGUGUUGGAGCUCAAUCAUUGGGAAGAUGUUGAAGGUGUUUUGAACCGGUGGGUCGGCCGGUUCGCCAGAAAGAACUUCCCUUUUCUCAUUAAGGAGCUAACACAAAGGGGUGCCAUCGAACAUAGCGUUCAAGUUUUCAAUUGGAUGAAAAAUCAGAAGAACUAUUGUGCGCGAAAUGAUAUCUAUAAUAUGAUGAUCAGGUUGCAUGCUAGACAUAAUCGGACAGAUAAGGCACGAGGAUUGUUUUUUGAGAUGCAAGAGUGGAGGUGCAAGCCCAAUGGUGAAACAUACAAUGCCCUUAUCAAUGCACAUGGUCGGACUGGUCAAUGGCGUUGGGCGAUGAAUAUCUUUGAUGAUAUGUUGCGUGCUGCUAUCCCUCCUAGUCGAUCAACCUAUAACAACUUGAUCAAUGCUUGUGGAUCUAGUGGAAAUUGGAGAGAAGCCCUCAAAGUUUGCAAGAAAAUGACGGAAAAUGGAGUUGGGCCUGAUCUGGUGACUCACAACAUUGUUUUGUCAGCAUACAAGAGCGGGGCUCAAUAUUCAAAAGCUUUGUCUUACUUUGAACUAAUGAAAGGCACACACAUUCGUCCUGAUACAACCACACAUAAUAUUGUGAUAUAUUGCCUAGUAAAGCUUGGACAGUAUGAUAAAGCUAUUGGUUUCUUCAAUUCCAUGAGGGAGAAGAGAUCAGAAUGUCACCCUGACAUUGUGACAUUCACCACCAUCAUUCAUUUGUAUUCUGCGAGUGGGCAAAUUGAAAAUUGUAAGGCUGUCUUCAGUACAAUCCUUGCAGAAGGCUUAAAACCAAAUAUUGUUUCAUAUAAUGCUCUGCUGGGUGCAUAUGCUUCACAUGGAAUGAGUGAAGAGGCAUUAUCAGUUUUUAAUGAGAUGAAGAGAAAUGGUUUUCGCCCCGAUAUUGUAUCUUAUACAUCUUUACUCAAUUCUUAUGGAAGGUCACAACAACCCAGGAAGGCUAGAGAAGUGUUUGACUUGAUAAAGAAAAACAAUUUGAAGCCAAAUCUUGUUAGUUAUAGUGCACUGAUUGAUGCUUAUGGGUCUUGUGGGUUGUUAGCUGAAGCUGUGGAAGUAUUUCGUGAAAUGGAGCAAGAUGGUAUUCAACCAAAUGUUGUUUCAAUAUGCACCCUCUUGGCUGCCUGUGGUCGAAGUGGUCAAAAAGUGAAUAUUGAUGCUGUACUUUCAGCAGCUGAGAUGCGAGGCAUCAAAUUGAAUACAGUUGCAUAUAAUUCAGCUAUUGGAAGCUAUAUGAAUGUUGGGGGGUAUGAGAAGGCUAUAGCCUUAUACAAAUCUAUGAAAAAACAAAAAGUGAUGCCUGAUUCUGUUACCUAUACUGUCUUGAUAAGUAAUUGCUAUAAAUUGUCCAGAUAUGGUGAGGCAGUUGCAUUUCUUGAUGAGAUGAUAGAUUUAAAAGUACCUUUGACCAAACAGGUGUAUUCAUCAGUGAUUUGUGCGUACAGCAAACAGGGUCAAGUCACAGAAGCAGAGUCCAUGUUUAACAAGAUGAAGAUGUCUGGUUGUUUUCCUGAUGUUAUUACCUAUACUGCAAUGGUACAUGCAUAUAAUGCUGCAGGGGAUUGGGAAAAGGCAUGUGCACUAUUUCUUGAAAUGGAAACAACUGACAUCCAACCAGAUUCUGUUGCGUGUUCUGCACUGAUGAGAGCUUUUAAUAAAGGAGGCCAACCAUCCAAGGUUCUUGUUCUGGCUGAGUUUAUGAGAGAAAAAGAAAUCCCCUUUAGUGAGGCUAUAUUAUUUGAAAUGGUAUCAGCUUGUAGCAUAUUACGAGAUUGGAGGACAACAAUUGACCUGAUCAAACUGAUGGAACCAUCACUCCCUGUAGCUUCAAUUGGACUUAUGAAUCAGCUUUUGCAUCUCCUUGGAAAAAGUGGGAAAAUUGAGUCUAUGAUGAAGUUAUUCUUUAAGAUGGUAGCAUCAGGUUGUGAAGUCAACUUCAAUACUUAUUCCAUUUUGUUGAAAAAUCUUUUGGCUGCUGGAAAUUGGAGGAAAUACAUUGAGGUCCUGCAAUGGAUGGAGGAUGCUGGAAUCAAACCUUCUCAUGGAAUGUUUCGUGAUAUAUUGUCUUUUGCACAAAAAAGCGGUGGGAUGGAAUAUGCAUCUAUCAUUCAAGAAAGAGUUGAAUCGUUGAAAAGGAUAUCUGGAGAAGGAGACUUUAGCCGAGAAUCUGUUUGUCACACUCCUUCCACCAUCGCAGCUGAACAAUAGAAUAAUAGUAAGGCUCAAUCUGCAAGAGUAGCUGAUACCAGUUACAUGUAAUUUUUAUUUCUGAUUUGUUAGAAAGAUUAUACCCACAAUUGUAUUAUAUUAUCCAAGUUUCAUU